AUGCAUUCCGAUUCGGAAGAUUAUCUGAGCGGUGAUGACGACGACUUCGACCGGCAGCAGGAAAUCGCCCGAAGCGCUUUCGCCGACAUGUGCCACGAUUGGGAGCGCAAUCAAAAGUACGACCGGGCUCUGCAGUUGACGAUCGAAAGAUUACACUGCGAGGGAAAGGAGGCUCACGUGCUGGACAUCGGAACCGGAAGCGGUCUGCUGUCGAUGAUGGCCGUUCGCGCCGGAGCGGAUAGCGUAACGGCGUGUGAGGCAUUCCGACCGAUGGCCGAUUGCGCGGAGAGGGUGAUUGCCUCAAAUGGCAUGGGAGAUAGGAUUCGUCUGGUGAAGAAGAAAUCUACGGAACUGGAGGUGGGCGCUGGGAAGGACAUGGAGCGUAAGGCAAAUGUCCUCGUGACGGAGCUGUUCGAUACCGAGCUGAUUGGGGAAGGUGCUAUUGCUACGUACAGACAUGCCUUGCAAUUUUUACUGGAGGAAGGCUGUCGGGUGAUUCCGGAUAAGGCCACCGUUUAUGCUCAAGUUGUAGAAUGUCCGUUGGCAAUGAGUUGGCAGACUCCGAAACUGUUAUGUAGCUCCGAUGGCGAUGUGCUGCUGAGAGUCCCAGAGGAAAUGGUAAACUGCCGGGGUUCUUCAGCGGUAUUCGACGUGCAACUCAGUCAAUUACCUUUGGAAAGCUUCAACGCUCUAUCGGAACCAAUUCCGGUGUUCGAGUUCGAUUGGUCCAGCAGGGAAGCCCUGAAAUUCAAACGACACUCGAGAAACCUCCUGAAGGUCCAAAGCUCAGGCAUCCCACAAGCAGUCUUUAUGUGGUGGGAUCUCAAAAUGGAUUUGGAAGGGACAGUCCUUUUGUCGUGUGCUCCUUUUUGGGCUCACCCAGAUUUCGAAGAGCUCAAAACUCACAAGCAAAACGAUUCCAUUCCAGAACCAAAUCUAAUACCUUGGCGAGAUCAUUGGAUGCAAGCCAUUUACUUUCUACCUCAUUCGAAAACGCCUUUGGUCAAAGGUGAAGAAAUCGCCUUAGAUGCCUUCCACGAUGAGUUUUCCUGGUGGUUUGGUUUGAACGAUUCGAGUUUAGAUCCUGGUCAUUGUUCCUGUGGGGUGCACAUAGCGUAUUCACGAUCCCGGAUAGGGCAACUCAACGAUGGUCCUCGAAAUAAGCGAAUACUGAACUAUUUGGAAGAAGUGCUGGACAAAAACUCAGUCGUUUUGGUGCUGGGAGAUGGUUCCCUUUUGGGACUGUCCAUAAGAGCGAUGGGUGCAAAGAAAGUUAUCCUCGUGGAAACUAAUCAAACUUCGAGACAUUGCAUGGAACGUUUUGUUGAGCACAAUCGAUUGGAAAACGUUAAAAUCUUAUCCUGCUUAGAUGAUCUGACCCCAGAUGCAACGGCCGAUAUAACUCACAUAUUUGGAGAGCCAUUCUUCACUUCCGCGAUCCUGCCAUGGGAAAACGCUAUUCAAUUCAUGUGGGAAUUAAACCGAGUGAAGGCUUUACUAAAUCACGAGGUCUCGGUUAUACCUCACAGCUUCAGUAUCUAUGGUGUUGCCGUGGAGUUUUUAGACCUGCAGAAAAUCAGUGCCCCUCUAGGGACUUGUGAAGGAUUUGAUCUGAGCCUGAUGGAUAGAAUGAUUGAGAUAAGAUAA
This is a messenger RNA of Aedes aegypti (yellow fever mosquito), 1647 nucleotides long. RefSeq names its product protein arginine N-methyltransferase 7-like. Lineage: Eukaryota; Metazoa; Arthropoda; Insecta; Diptera; Culicidae. The transcript has a single exon. The coding region runs from base 1 to 1647 and encodes 548 amino acids. Gene Ontology annotation, molecular function: protein-arginine omega-N monomethyltransferase activity. Gene Ontology annotation, biological process: peptidyl-arginine methylation. The record is from RefSeq and is a predicted model, not a curated record.